Cephus cinctus (wheat stem sawfly) is the source of this 17691-nucleotide messenger RNA. RefSeq names its product histone acetyltransferase p300. NCBI's taxonomy places the organism in Eukaryota, Metazoa, Arthropoda, Insecta, Hymenoptera, Cephidae. Gene Ontology annotation, cellular component: histone acetyltransferase complex; transcription regulator complex. Bases 5192 to 13336 code for a protein of 2714 amino acids. The transcript is spliced from 24 exons. Gene Ontology annotation, biological process: positive regulation of transcription by RNA polymerase II. The record is from RefSeq and is a predicted model, not a curated record. Gene Ontology annotation, molecular function: chromatin DNA binding; transcription coactivator activity; protein binding.
GAAGUAUCGAGAAACGCAGUCUCAUGCUUAAAAAUCGUGUUUAUUAAUUUAUAAUUAAAAAUAUUUCAUUUAUGAUAAGAAGAUGAAUCUCUUGCGGUAAGCUAAUUACUUCCAUAUGCAUUAAAUAAUCAAUUUUUACUUAAGAAAGACUGGAGUUUGAAAAAAAAUUAGAAUGCUACAGAAUGUAAUAAAUUCAAGAUUUAUGAUAUAGUUAGUUACUGUUAGUUUAACGGAACUAGUGAAUCAUAUUUGCAGUAAGUUUGUAGCCAUCACUAUAUUAGCUAUCCCCUAGUAGAAAUGCCCUGUGAGAUUCGAAUGGUGGGAGAAGCGGCACGCGACCAAGCGUCGACUUCCGAGACACGUAGCCACAUAACCUUUUCUAAAUCCCACCACCAGACUCCUGUGUUUCUACUCUCUCGCAUCGGGUCCGUAAAGUCUUCGAUUGCUUGUAACUACGGACGACGCUACGCCAUGUAAAUACAUCUAUGAGCGACAGAAUAUCGAGAGUGCGGGCCAACGCCCGUAACAUACUCACGCCAUGUUUAACAUUCGUAAUUUUUCUAUUGUGCUUAAAAAGAAAAGAUGGACACAGAAAAUCAAUAACGUUUUACGAGGUUAACCACAAUAUACGAUAGUAGCUGGGAUUCUAAACAAUCCUCAAAUAAGGCUCGUACCUUUCGUAGUUGCCAUAUUGUUUCUGCAUCAAAAGGUGGUAUAUUGUCGUGUAUAGAAACACGUAAUGGAGUAUAUGAAUGCGCGAGCGUGGGAUGGAAAUAGAAAGGUGUGAUUGGUUUUCUUUUACAGUCGAUGCUAGCAGGUAAGGGUACAUGAAUUUAUCGGACGAGCACUGGUGGAAUCUAGAAAGGUGGAACUGGAAACCGAAAAGCUACUCGGAUUUCUCUCUUUGUCGACUUACAACCACGGUAGAAGCGACGGUGUACACGCGCAAGUCUUUGUCGUGGUGCUGAAAGAGGAGAAUGGCGAUCGAUCAGGUGUCAUCCCUGCCCAGGGGCGAUGCACGAUUUUAGAAAGAUGGUGUAAGGAUCGAAGGUUACGCAAUUCCUUUCUUCGCUUUUGUUAAUUUGAUCGGUAAUCGAAUUUAUGGUAUAUUUUCAGAACAUGUCAUUUUUGAGAAUUUAUUCUUUUCACAUUGAAGCCUUCGAUAUCACUGUUAUUUCAUAGCAGAAUGAAUCACAUUUUUUUAUUUCACAAAGUAAACACAUUGCACCGCCAAUAAUUUUCACUUGAUACCAGACCUAUUGGUUAGACGUUCCUGGCUACUUCUGGAGUGUCAGUGGUUGACCAGCUCAAAUUGUACUUGCAAGCGGUGCAACCGGUUUUCAAAACAAGCUGCCUAUUAGGACGAGCAUUGUUCCUUUAGGAGUUUUGAACGAAAUAAGUACAAGAUAAUGAAAAUCAUUUAUCAUACAUGAGGAUAACCGACAUCUAAAUAGAUGCUGGAAACACGAAAGGCGUUUGGAGAUAUGUAGACUGCUAAGGGAACUUUUCUUCGACAUGCAUCCUAACGCUACGAUCAUCGAUGAAGAUUUGGUUAAUGGCGACUGACAAAUGAGCGGCAAAGUAGUAUAAAAGUAAAAUUUAGAGAGUACUUAGAGCCACGUGAUGAAGCGCGCAAUUUAUUAUUUCGUUAAAUGCGAUCUUACAUAACUGUACUUCAGUCUCGCCUACGUACAUAACAUCGAUGUGCGUUAUACAUCGUUAUGCGAGGAUUUUCGCCUCGACAGCAAAUUCGAGGCGCGCGGUAUAGGUAUUAUUAAACUCGACUAGACGUUUUUAAAUUGGGUCAGUGCUGCGUGACUAGCGCAUAGAGUUCUAGAUGGUACCGCGAGAUAAAAUUGUUUCGUACACAUUAUCGUCACGGUUAACCCCUUAGCCGAAAACACUGUAACUGGGUGUAACAGUUUAAGCAGUACGUUCACCUAUCCGACGCGUAAAUAUCUUGGGUCAUUACGCAAGAACGUCAUAAGUUUUGUAGAUGAUAUCAGAGAUAGAGAUUCAGUCUUCCGUAAUUGCACAUAAUCAUAAUUUAAUCAUUUUUAUUGUUAUUACCGAUCGAGUAUGUUACAAUUUCUUCGAUUUCGUAUAGUAUAAGCACGAGCAGCUCUCUGAUUUCAAACGCAUGGGUCUGUAACAUUUAUUCUCAUGUCUAAUUCCUUUUUUUUGUAAUCGAGUGACAGUCUAAUUUUAGAUUGACCUUGCAUCUUUAAUCUGGCAUACCUAAUUACACCUAAGCGUAUACGUAGAGACAUUGAUACGGAAGAGUCCCGCGACUGGAGAACAUAGCGAUAACUUAUUCUUGUUAUAAUCAUGAAGGGGUAAGAAAAGACAAUGGAAAACAUUUUUUGGUUAACAAACAUAACAUGGCAUAACCGACGGAACAAAAGGAAUUUCUUUGACAUCAUCAUCAGAGUGAUAAGAAUCUGCAGUAUCCUUAGUACCAGUGAUAACCACAGAGAAUACUCCUUUGUGUAGUAACGCCAAGAAUGAAGAAAUAAAAAAGUGCAAACUUAAACCAUUCAAUGAUUUAAAGUGUCAGUUCUCCCGCUUAACCAUCAGAUCAAGUUGGUAAGAAAGAAACUGUAUACGCGAAGAUCUCAUACAUGCUUGUAUUCUCAACGCUGUUCCACGAGAAGCCUUCUAUAAUUCAAGACUUGGAAUCAUGAAUGAAAGUCCCCGAUGAGACAGAAGCGUGCCAGCACGAGGAGUCGUGAUGGCCCCGCUAUCCAUUUCGUAGGACGUGCACAUAGCGCAAGGCGUAUACACCAAGGAAGACAGUUCUCUCACAAAGAGCCGCUGUCACCGAGGCGGCUGGCUGGCUGCUACCACGGCGUCAUCCAAUUCCCGUUCCAUUCCUAUAUUGCCAGAUACUUCUCGCACGGCCACCGCCGGCUCGCGUCUCGCGUCAGACUUGACACGAGCAGCCCGGUACGUAUGUAGGCGUAUUAUGUGGACCGGCGUUCAGAUGAAGAGCAGUUUACGCACAAUGCGUAAGAGUCGCGUGCCAUGUACCAUCUAUUCUGAAGAGAAAACCUUGUCUUGUAGAAGAUGCUCACUUGGUUGAAGUGGACAGCAUUCAGCGUGAUUCUUUAUACCUCUGAUCACACAAAGCUCAUAAUUUUUGAAUGAUAUUAAUGCUACACGAGAAAAAUUAUGUUAGGAUUUUUUGUUUCCGAAUUAUUCUGCGGAAAAUAAAAGAAUUGAUAUUUUACGAAGACUUUGUGUCUGUGUCAAUUAAUUUCUUGGAUAGGUCCAGUGGCGCAUUAUAAAGUAAGAGAUCGCUGAUUGACGCUUGAGGUCCUUUGUUUUAGCCACCUUGCGCUGGGAUACCGUACUUAAGUACUAAGAGAACCCCACCAUUGCGCUUCUCUGGCAUAAGUCGACUCGAUUAUUAAGUUAUAUAUGUCUUUUCUUUGUCCUCGAUGGAUACCUUGUUGCGAGAGUUGAGAGCUAGAACACUCGAACGGUUUUAGUAUGGUUAAUUCCCUUGGUUGAGAUGCCUCUUGUAUUUCUGGCUUGCAUGGAUUUAUUUAUGCUGAGUUGUAUCUUGUCUAGGAUGGUAAUUACGCAUCGAUGAUUUUCUUCAUGGAUGUUUAGGGUAGGAAACUAAAUACUUGAAUCUGGCAGAUCGAGAUACCGGGAUUUUCGGAUUAUAUGGGAUUGAGUGUAUAAAACGUUUGUAAUAGGAAAUAAGUUAUUUAGGACAUUUUUAUUUGUCAUUAAUUUUUCAGACGGAAACGUUACGUAUUUCAUAAGCGGCCACUUAAUAUUUUACAUUAUUAGAUUAGUCUAAACCAAAUAUUUAUGCGAGAAUAAACAAUAAUUAUCUGAUGUUUCAUCAUUUAUGUGUCAAUUUUUUCUCAUAUGUUUCCUUGAUGUUAGUUGACAGUGAGACAACAUAGACGAAUUAAGUAGCACAAGAAAGCCAAGAGAUUACAAUAUGCUUACGAUAUUAUGCGGUGUAAAUAUUACGUGUAAAAAAUAGCACGGUAUAGAAGAAUUUGUUGGUUGCAUAGGAUUGUGUAUCGGAGAUGAAAAUCUGUGAUGGUUAAGGACUUCCAGGGAAAACAAAUACCAUGGAGAGGACCGAUAUCCAUUAUGGAAGAAUUAUUAUCGUUCGAUUAUAAGUAUCAAAGAAGGAAUAUUACUGAUUCUAUGAAGAAUUUCGUUGCGUAGCUGAUUAAAUUACGAAAGGCACGCGCGAUGAAAGAACCGAGAGCAGGCGGCCAUGAUCGUCUUACAAUAGGAUGAGCGGGAAUAAGCAGGGUGAUGAGCGCUGUUUCGCCGGCGGCGUGAGAGUAGUCAUGGCGUUCGUGGCCUCGCUGCCUGCCUACCAAUCCGGUACGUCCAUACGGUCACGUGACAGUGUCAGCCAAUAGGAACGGAGAGCUAAACUCACGGCCGCCGUACCGAGCCAGUCGGACAUUUUCUGACAAGCGUAGAAAAACUUCUCAUCAACAGCAGCCGCCAUUUUACGUGAGCCGAUACUCGUGCGGUGCGGAACCCUCGCGAUCGCUUCUCGGGCGAAUUUCGGUGGCGCGCGGUGGCCGGCCUGGGCCCGAUUAAUUCGAUCGUCUUCGGCGCUUCGCGUCCGGUUUUGUUCGAAUGUGCGGGGAAAGCGGGCGGAAUUCGCGGUGAUUUCGCGCGCCCGUCGCAGUGCCAAAGCGAGAAGAGGAAGAUGGUGCCAGCGGGCCUCGAGAGUGAUAUCGUCGCUGCGAGCUAGCGCCGUGCGCGCAGCCAGUCUGCCACUCGAGUUUGACGAGUCGUGUCCAGCUAGUUUAGUGCGAGCCUCGCGCUCCUGCAACACCUCCACGUCUUUGCUGUCGCUGUCGCUGCGUACUCCAACCACUACUUAGGCGGUCACAGUGCUCGUGAAAUAGUGUGAGGAUCAUCCUCUCGGGGGUUAUACCCCGACGAUGCCCAAUGGUUGAUCGUAUUUCAAAGCGUGUUCGGGGACGCUCCACGCGCCGCGGUUCUCAUUGUUAUUAUUAUGCUCGCGACUACGCGAGAAAAUUGCUAAAUUUUCGCGACUCCCUCGAGGAAGAAGCGGUUUAGUGUUGUCGAGGUGCGUGUCCUGUGGCCCUGUGUGUCGCGGUGCGUGCCUCUCGCGUGCUGCUUUCCUGCUGCCGCGAGCUGAGAGUAAACACCCGGAGAAAAGCCAAUCCGCGGAGACAUGGCCGACCACCUAGUGGACGGCCCGCCGAAUAAGCGGCCCAAACUCGCGGAUCCUUUUCAAGGACCCUCGGAUUCCUCAGUGGGUAUGGCGCCUCUAAUGAUGCACCAUGCUUAUACAAACUACGGGGGAGGUGGCAGUGGUAACAUGCAACAAAUGCAGGGCCCGCCACAACAACUACAUCUGCAACAGCAUCAGCUGCAGCCACAUUGGAACAACCAUACCGCCCAGAAAAGAAAUUACAUAACAAACACAGAUAUGUUUGACCUCGAAAACGACCUACCCGACGACCUUUUAUCGUCCGGAUCGUGGGCAUCCGCGACGGAGAGCGCCAAACCUCCGGCCACGGGUCCUGGGCCGGGACAACAAAAUGGUGCCCUCGACUCGGAACUUCGUCAACACGUACAACAGCAGCAGCAACAGCUUUCCCAUCAUCUAAUUCAGCAACAGGGCAACAAGAACUUAGUCGCGAAUUCACUAGUGAUGGCUGCCGGCACUCUGGGUAGCAAGAGUCCAAAUAUGCAAUCGCCGCCCAAUGUAUCAGUAUCCAAAGGUGUCGUCGAUCCUCAGAUGGUGGUCAGCCUAGGCAACCUGCCUAGUAGCAUAGCCAGCUCCUUGGCGAACAACCAAAUGUCCAUAGCAAACUCGAUGGGUGGACUUCAGUCAUCCAUGAGUAUGGCGGGGAGUAAUCCCACCAUGUCUAUGCCCGGUGGGAUGAACUCUGGCCUUGUGAUGACCAGUAGUGCUACGGGAAACAAUAAUAUGGGAGGAAUGGCGGGUGGUGGUUUAAUCGUCGCCAAUAGUCUGAAUAAGCAACCCUUAAAUACAGUAACCAUGAUGGGACCUAAUUCCCAGGGAAUACAUCAUCCCAGUGGACCUCACGGGGUAGCUCCAAUGCAAAACGGCCCUGGGAUGAUGAACGCCAGAGCUGUUGCAAUGCAACAGCAACAGCAACAGGCUCACAUGGCGGGUCCUGCGCGAGGACAAAGUCCACAUCAACAAGUUCAUCAAGUCAGUAUCGUGGGCCCCGGACAAGUUGGGCCCAGAAUGCAAGCUCCUCCUAAUAUGGGGAAUAUGCCGAAUAUGGGACAGAUGGGUGCUUCUAGCCCCUACGGAUAUGGUUCUCCAGGGGGUGGACCAGGUCCUGGGGUUAGUGCGGGCUCAAAUAAUCCUGUUGGUGUCGUAGCGCCACAACAACGAGGCGUAGGAACAAAUAUGGCUGCCAUGCAAGUUAACAGAUUCGGUGGUCCCGGUGGGACUAUUGGAUCCAGCAAUGUUGUCGGUGGUCAGGAGGGUGGUAUGGCACAACAGGCACAACCUCCUGCACCAAGUCCAGCUCAACCUCAAUCUGGUGCACCGAGUGGAGGCCAACCAGGACCUCAGCAAGCAACACAAGGUCAAAUGCCAGGUACCGGUGCUCAACCAGGUGCUCCUCCAUCGAGUGCGGAUCCCGAAAAGCGUAAACUGAUUCAACAACAGCUGGUACUCCUUCUACACGCGCAUAAAUGUCAGAGGCGCGAGAGUCAAGCGAACGGAGAAGUCUGGCAAUGCACGUUGCCGCAUUGUAAAACUAUGAAAAACGUCCUGAAUCACAUGACGACGUGUCAAAUGGGCAAGAAUUGCGUGGUGCCGCAUUGUAGCUCAUCCCGACAAAUCAUCAGUCAUUGGAAGCAUUGCACGCGGAGCGACUGUCCGGUUUGUUUGCCGCUUAAGCAAGCUGACAAAAAUCGAACGAAUAAUUCAACUGGAGGUAAUUAUUGGCUCCGGUUGUUACAUCAGGGUAAACGGAAUGUUAUCAUUGGAACGUCUUUUCCUGUAGCACCAACAACUCAACCAAAUAGUCAACCCAAUCCAAGUGCAUCAGACAUGAGAAGAGCAUACGAUGCAUUAGGUAUUCAGUGUCCAACAACGACACCUGGUCUACUACCUGGACAAGGUGUCGGUCGAGGUGUACGGAUGCCAGGUCCAGGCAUGCAAGCACCUCCUGGUGCCAUGGCGAGCGUCAGAUUAACACAACCUCAAUCUCAAACUGGACCAGGACAACCUGUAGUUGGUGCCAGUCAACAAGUUGUUGCUCCCAAUGUUUCUCUCCCAUUGAGCUCUGAUCCAACUGCAGUAGCUGCGGCUGCUAGUCAAGCUGCGCCAACGACUGGACCCACUGCAGCUGCAGCAGCGACUGCUGCGAACAUCCAACAGUCGGUGAACAUGCAGCAGCUAUUUGGCCUCAACGAUUCGGGUCAGCCGGGUAUUCUAGGAGAGAGUAGAUUGGCUAGCCUGCAACUUCCCGGUGGGUUACAGCCGGGCCAAGUAACGGCAACGCCUGUACAGGGAACAAAGGAAUGGCAUCAGUCGGUCACGCCAGAUCUCAGGAACCAUCUUGUACACAAGCUGGUCCAAGCAAUAUUUCCAACGCCUGACCCACAAGCCAUGCUCGACAAAAGAAUGCACAACCUGGUUGCCUAUGCGAGAAAAGUUGAGGGUGAUAUGUAUGAGAUGGCCAAUUCCAGGUCGGAGUAUUAUCACCUUCUUGCCGAGAAGAUUUAUAAAAUACAGAAAGAGCUCGAGGAAAAACGUCAGAAACGCAAGGAACAGCAAAUGCAAGCUCAGCAGCAACAACAACCUCCAGGUGCUCCCAGUGCUGGGUUGAGACCUUGUGCACCAUCUAACGUGGGUGCGACAGUCCAACCACCGAGACCUGUUGGUACGGUACCUCCAAAUUUAAGAAGUCACUCGCCUGGUAUGGCUCAACUUGCUUCGCUGUCGGGUAUGGGGAUGCAGCACAAUCGAAUGCAGUUUCCCCAACAGCAGCAGCAACAGCAACAACAGCAACAGCAACAAGCUCAACAGCAACAAGCUCAGCAACAAGCCCAACAACAGCAGCAACAAGCUCAGCAGCAGCAGCAGCAGCAGCAAGCUCAACAGGCUCAACAGCAAAUGCAACAACAGCAGCAAGCUCAGCAGCAGCAGCAGCAGCAACAACAACAACAGCAACAACAGCAAGGGAUGCUCGUUGGACCUCCCGGUCCAAGUCCAAACGGACAGCCAACGUCUAAUCCCAAUAUGGUACCAAACCCUGGUCUCAGUCCAUUUGGACAACCACAAAUGUCGCAGGCUAAUUUAACUACAACAACCGCGUCCGCGACAACUAGUCAAUUCCCAACGUCCAACGGCACCUCGGGUCUCCCGAACAGUUCUCCUGUACAAAAUCAACAUCAAUUCCCCGAUAUUCUCAAGGUUCGAUUGGCUGCUGCCCAGGCUGCUCAACAACAGCAACAGCAACAGCAGCAGCAACAACAACAACAGCAAUCUCAACAGCAGCCACAGCCGACGAGUACUCCGAAUCCAGAUACCGCAAUCACGACGAUGCCACAGGGUCCAGCUUCGUUUAAUAGUAUACAGCAACAAAAUAAUCAGCAGCAGAAUCAGGCCUUCCCAAAUAGUCGACCCUUGUCUGCUUCGACUCCUGGUGAUAGUGGUAUCUCAGCAUCUACACCUCAGACGAUACCUCCACCCGCGUCGAGCGGUCCUAGCCCUGGUCCAGGACCGAUGACGAACGGGCCCCAAUCCGUGACUUCCACACCCAGCACGCCAUUAGUUAAUUCCCUGAUGACUCCCAAUCAGACAGUAUCUUCCGCGAAUCAGACUCCACCACAUCCGGGAACAACGCCGUCUCCUGCCGGUCUUGCCGGUCUGGGUAAGGGUAUGACCUCGCAAGAAAGAGCCGCUCUGAAUGCCCCUAGGACUUCGUCGAUGUCCUCGCAGAUGGCUGCCAUCACGGCUGCUCUGGAUCGCGACAAUUCACCCAGUCCGCCAACGAACAACAACAAAGGAAAGCUCGACUCCAUCAAGGAGGAAAAUAUCAAAAUGGAUAUCAAGCAAGAAGACGCGACCGAGAAUCACAGGAUGGAUGGUGGUAAAAAUGUGAAUAAUGACGUGGUCAUUAAAUCCGAGAGCAAGACAGAACCUAUGGAGGAGGCAUCUGGUGACAACGCUGUCAAGGAGGAGUCAUCUGGUAUCAAAGAUGAAUCGGUCACGCCAAUGUUUAGUCAGGAUGCAUCCACGUCUGACAUAAAACCCAUGGUUCCUGAACCGAUACAACCAAGUGGCACCUCCACCGACAAGAAACGCUUGUGUCUCUUUAAACCUGAUGAGCUGCGGCAGGCACUUAUGCCCACCCUGGAGAAGCUCUAUUGUCAGGAUCCCGAGUCCCUACCAUUCAGACAGCCAGUUGAUCCCCAGGCCUUAAGUAUUCCUGACUAUUUUGACAUUGUCAAGAAACCCAUGGACCUGUCAACUAUCAAGAGAAAAUUGGAUACAGGGCAGUACAGUGAUCCGUGGGAAUAUGUUGACGAUGUUUGGAUGAUGUUCGACAAUGCUUGGCUAUACAAUCGGAAGACUUCACGUGUCUACAGAUAUUGUACUAAGCUAUCGGAGGUCUUUGAACAAGAAAUUGAUCCUGUCAUGCAAGCACUGGGCUAUUGUUGUGGCAGAAAAUACACAUUCAAUCCACAAGUUCUCUGUUGCUACGGGAAGCAGCUUUGCACGAUACCAAGAGACGCCAAGUACUACUCUUAUCAAAACAGUCUAAAGGCAUAUGGUCUUGUUUCCGACAGAUACACCUUCUGUCAGAAAUGUUUCAACGACAUUCCUGGUGACACCGUGACGUUGGGAGACGAUCCGUCACAGCAGCAAACUGCCAUCAAGAAGGAACAGUUUCAGGAGAUGAAGAACGAUCACCUGGAGUUGGAACCUUUUGUCGUUUGCACGGAUUGCGGUAGGAAGGUUCACCAGAUUUGUGUAUUGCACAUGGAAACGAUCUGGCCUUUAGGAUUUACCUGUGAUAACUGUCUAAAGAAGAAGGGCCAGAAGCGCAAGGAGAAUAAGUUCAAUGCGAAGAGAUUGCCGGUAACAAAACUCGGGACUUACAUUGAGACUCGGGUUAAUAACUUCUUGAAGAAGAAGGAAGCGGGUGCUGGAGAAGUCGCCAUCAGGGUGGUAGCUUCUAGCGACAAAGUGGUCGAGGUCAAACCAGGAAUGAGAAGUCGAUUCGUGGAGAACGGCGAUAUGCCCGGCGAAUUUCCUUACCGGGCGAAGGCCCUCUUUGCCUUUGAAGAAGUUGAUGGGACCGACGUUUGUUUUUUCGGCAUGCAUGUACAGGAAUAUGGAAGCGAGUGCACGCCGCCGAACACGAGGCGGGUCUAUAUCGCCUACCUCGACUCCGUGCAUUUCUUCAGGCCUAGACAGUUUAGGACGGCAGUUUACCACGAGAUACUUCUUGGUUAUCUCGACUAUGCCAAACAACUUGGAUACACGAUGGCGCAUAUUUGGGCGUGUCCGCCGUCGGAAGGUGACGAUUAUAUUUUCCACUGCCAUCCUCAGGAACAGAAAAUACCCAAGCCUAAGAGGUUACAGGAGUGGUACAAAAAGAUGUUGGACAAGGGAAUGGUUGAAAGAAUAGUUCUCGAUUAUAAAGAUAUCCUCAAACAAGCCAUGGAGGAUAAAUUAUCCUCAGCUGCAGAUCUCCCGUACUUUGAGGGUGAUUUUUGGCCUAACGUAUUAGAAGAAAGUAUAAAGGAACUGGACCAAGAGGAAGAGGAAAAGCGAAAGCAGGCAGAAGCUGCGGAGGCUGCUGCAGCUGCUGCAAAUGCGAUAUUCUCGUUAUCCGAAGACUCGGAAACGGGUCCAGACGGUAAAAAGAAAGGCCAAAAGAAGGCGAAAAAGUCGAACAAAUCAAAGGCAAAUCAGCGAAAGAACAGUAAAAAGUCGAAUACACCACAAACCGGAAAUGACCUUUCUGCCAAGAUUUUUGCUACCAUGGAGAAGCACAAAGAAGUCUUCUUCGUCAUUAGGUUGCACAGCGCACAAAGUGCAGCCAGUUUGGCACCUAUCCAAGAUCCUGAUCCAGUUAUAAACUGUGAUCUUAUGGAUGGUCGCGAUGCCUUCCUCACAAUGGCCAGGGAGAGACAUUACGAGUUUUCAUCUUUGAGGCGAGCAAAGUUCAGUUCUAUGUCUAUGUUGUACGAAUUACACAAUCAAGGCCAAGACAAGUUUGUUUACACGUGCAACAACUGCAAGAGUCAUGUGGAAACGAGAUACCAUUGUACUGUGUGUGAUGACUUUGAUUUAUGUAUAAGUUGUAAAGAGAAAGACGGUCAUCCUCAUCACAUGGAGAAGCUUGGUUUAGAUUUGGACGAUGGUUCAUCGCCGGCCGAUGCCAAACAAACAAAUCCUCAGGAGGCGCGCAAAUUAUCGAUACAGAGGUGUAUCCAGUCGUUAGUGCACGCAUGUCAAUGUAGGGAUGCCAAUUGCCGACUGCCCAGCUGUCAGAAGAUGAAACGAGUAGUGACGCACACAAAGAUCUGCAAGAGGAAAACAAACGGAGGCUGUCCUAUUUGUAAGCAGUUAAUAGCCUUGUGCUGUUAUCACGCUAAACACUGCCAGGAGACCAAGUGUCUCGUACCGUUCUGCUCCAAUAUCAAGCACAAGCUGAAGCAGCAGCAACUCCAACAACGAUUGCAACAAGCGCAACUGCUUAGGAGAAGAAUGGCUGUGAUGAACACGAGGCCAACAGUAAACUGUAGCCUUUCAACAACACCCGUGGGUGUGAUGCAAGGUGGACAACAGAGCUCGAAUGCUGCCAUGGCAGGAGUCACUAUGAAACCUGGUGUUAGUCCAACGAAUCUGCCAUCACCACAUCAAGGCAUCGGUCUUAAGCCUGGUACUCAGGCGCCUCCAGCUCAUGUACUCCAAGUAGUUAAACAAGUUCAGGAAGAAGCCGCAAGACAGCAAGCACCUCACGUCGGUUAUGGUAAAGUAACACCUGGUGGAAGCGUCGGAGUUGCUGUUGGCGUGGGAGGUCAAGGAAGUGGUGUAAUGCCACCGCCUCCAAUGCAAAGGCCGAUGCCCGUUCAAAUGCCUAAUCCAAGUGGUACUCAUCUCAUCUCCAUGGACCAAUGGACACCUAGGUAUCAGCCGAAUGCGGUGAUGCAACAGAAUCCUGGACUGCGACAACAAACGCCACAACAACUGAUGCAACAACAGCAGCAACAACAUCAAGGACAGCCAGGAAUGACGAUGGCUGGUCAAAUGCCUCGACAACCUGGUGUUAUUGGUGGAUCAUUCAGUCAGGUGCUGCCUCAGAAGCACGCGUUGCAGCAGCUCAUGGCGACUCUAAAGAGUCCAAAUACGCCUGAACAGCAACAGCAAAUACUCCACAUACUCAAGACCAAUCCUCCGUUGAUGGCUGCAUUUAUUAAACAGCGUCAGCAAACUGGUCAACACGGAGGAGGCGUUGGUCCAUUGGGUCCUAGUCAGCCGCAACAGCAGCAGCCGGGCUUGCAGCACAUGAUGUCCCAGCAGCAACAACAGCAGCAGCAACAACAACAACAGCAACAUCAACAGCAGCAACAGCAACAGGGCAGAAUGCAGAUACAAGCGAUGCUCACUCAGCAGCAACAGCAACAGCCUGGUCAAGGCCCUAGUGUGCAACAACAACAGCAGUGGUACAAGCAACAGAUGCUAGUGAUGCAGCGUCAGCAGGCGGUACAGCAGCAACAGCAGCAGCAGCAACAACAACAGCAGCAGCAGCAGCAACAACAACAACAACCUUUUACGCAACCCCCUGCACCACCCUAUGGUCAACAGAGGCCCAUAAGGCCGCCUCUCCUUGGUUACGGCAACUUCAAUGAGCAAGGUUACGGUCAACCAGCUUUGAAGCCCACGCCACCGCCUGUACCCUCGCCGCAAGGCGUAAUGGGACCUCCUGCUAUCUCGGUGCAACAGCAGCUGAUGCAGUCGGUCCGAUCACCACCGCCAAUACGUUCGCCCCAACCAAAUCCAUCGCCGCGGCCUGUUCCGUCGCCGCGAAAUCAGCCUGUUCCGUCUCCACGGGCAGGACCCGUACCGUCCCCUCAUCAUCAUCCAUCCCACGGGACGCCGACGCACUCGCCGGCCCAUGAGUUAGGUGGCCCUAGCGAGAUGAUGUUGUCGCAACUUAGUGGUAGUACCGGUGGUCAAUCGGGUCAUCCACCCGGUAUGUCCCAUCAUCCAUCACCAGCGCCGCCGCCUACCAGUGGUACGGACUCGAGUGAAGUGACACCAAUGACGCCGCAAGAUCAACUCUCGCAGUUCGUCGAAAGGUUGUAGUGACUGUUAGUAGUGUCGAGAUUGGUCGAUGACUAUAAUGACUUGAAUGUGGUGUACUUUGGUGUACUCUACUUGUUGGGUGUAUGGGACGGGAUGCUUCUCUCUUUGCGGUUGGCGACGUUGUUGCCGCGUUAUACCAAUAUGAAAGACGGUCUUGCGUACGAUUAUUAUAAUUGUCCUGAUAAUGAUGACAAUGAUCGUGCUACGUGACCGCGUUAUGCACCCCCUCCGUUCCUAGUUUUCCUGGUGGGGAUUGGGUAUUCGUUGAGUCUGCGUUACGGCUAUAAGCAGAUUUUUCAUUGGGAGAUGCAGGGAGAGUGAGAUAUAGUGCACUGUCGUGAAAGUUCGCGACUAAACAAAUGGUUCCCAGAAGAGGAUGAGGACGACGAAGAGGAUCUCUGUUGUGAGGGAGAUCAUUUCCGAAUUAGAUAAUAAAACAAGAAACCUCGUUUAGCUACGUAAAGCCGUGAAAACAUUAGCGAUACACUCGCUCGGCGUUAUUGUUAAAUAAAAGUACUGGUGGAGGAACUUGAAGUUCCUGCAUAAAUAAAGUCUCCUAGGUUUCACCUUCUUUUAAUUCUCUUUGUCCGUGAUUAUUAGUGUCUUUUCUUCCUCCUUAUCGAUUCUCAUUCUCUUUUUUAUCUCAAAUUCAAUUAAUUCUCGCUCCUCCUUCGCCUCAUUUUCUCUCUAUUUUACUCUCCCUCGUCUCUCAUAUUGUGUUUGUCUCUUGUGGCCUUCUCAUCGAAACUCAUUCUCUGACCUCGAUUAACGUAAAAGAAACGAAAGAAUGAGAAAAGAGACAAAAAAGAAAGAUAAAACUCAAAGACUACGAAUGAAAUUUCAAAGACUAUUUCCCCUUCCUCGCUGCUGUUCGCGCAGGCUGAGUGAAAUCGUACAAAUGUGUUGUGUAUACUUAACGUUAAUUAAUAUUAAUAGUUAAAAAGAUAAAUUACUACCGUAGCGAGUAUACAGUUAUUACCACUAUUAUUAUUAUCAUUAUUAUUAUUAAUUAUUAAUUAUUAUUAUCAACGUGACGAUACGCAAAGAUAUAACAAAGAACUCUUGUAUGAAAGGAUGAAAGUGAAAGGGAUGAUUAUAAAUGCCGAAAACUUUGUAAUGUAAUAAUUAAGGUGAUAAACGUAAACGACAACAACAAAAAUACAUGCAGAAUUUUUGGGGAGAGAAAGUUAUUUAACGUUAACUUAAGAUCAAUUUUUUUAAGGGAUGAUGAUAAAUGAAAAAAAAAAGGCAGAUACGGCCGGCAAGGCUGUACUUAUUAUAUAGAGCGACGAGAAUUUACUGAUUGAUGAGAUCACUCGAUGACAAAAAUUGAGAGAACGGGAGAGAAACAGAAACCGUGAGAGAGAAUGAGAACGAGAUUGAGAGAACGCCGCGUGGCUGUGUGCGUGUGUAACUGUGACUGUGAGUUUGUGCUUGCGCACGCAUGUUGUGCGCACAAAGCAAAGAAUUUGUUUGCAUGAGCCAAGUCGAUGAGAGAAAAAUUCCCUUAUACAACAUAGCGAAAUAAAAACGGAUAAGACAAGUAAACAAAAAAAAAAAUGAAAAUAUAGUGUCGCAACCAAAAAUUAGAAAUUUCACGACAGGCUGCUAUUCGCUAAUACGGGAGGAUUUAUAAAUCGUGUUAAUUUUGAAGAGUUUUUUGAAACGAGGGACCCGGCAGUGUACAGUCCAAUCAAAAAGAAAAAGAAAUGUAAGCUACGUCAAAAUACGUAGCUGAAGAAAGAUAAACGGGCCCUUCCGUAAACCGCUGUGUACAUAUUAUACUAUUAUUAUUACGAUAAUUAUUAAUUAAUAUUAUUAUUAUUAUUAAUUUACCUGCCUAUUAUAAAUUUAUUGAUUAUUAUUGCUAUAAAAAACAAAACAUAGAAUAUUGUAAUAUUUGAAGAAAAAAAUACGAGAAAAAGGAAUCCACACGCGUCACACAUGCUACAUCUACGAUUACACUACGUGACUAUGCCAGUGCUGUAUCAUAGUAAACUCUAAAUGUAAUUUCUCUCCCUUUUUUCUUGACUACCUAUUUAAACGACUAGCUGUAGAGAAUCAAAGGAAUGAAAGGGAAACGUAGUUUUGCGCGAGGUGUGCUUUCAAAAGUCGGUUCCUGUAAAGGGUCGGAUAAACUUUUGAACAGCACAAUUGUACGUAGUAGAGCCACAUCUAAGUAAGCUAGCCGAUUAGACGUAAUCAGGAAGAUACUAACACACCAGCAUAACUAACGUUAAAUUAGAAAUCGUAAAGAGGCGUUUUUUCGACGUAAACGUUGCCGAUAUUGAAUGACAUCGACACCAGCAUAUGUAAUCUAGAAUACACUUGUACAUACGCGUAUACGCGCGCGCGCGAACACGUACAACUUAUACACACACGUCUACGUACAUAAAGAUACAUUUUGACAUACAUAGAUACACAUACGAUCUCCACACAGUUUAUCUACAUGUUUUUGCAUUGUGAUAUAUACAUGCAGAUCGAUACAGAAGCCCGCGAAAUACACGGAUAUGUACAUUAUCGGUCACGUGACUUGCGAUUUAAAUUUGUCGACGCACGGGAAAAAUUUGUGACUCGAGACGAUUUCGCGCUUUGAAUAAAUGAAGGAGGCGAAGAAAAAAUCGGUACGUACGAGAGUGAUAAACGCGUAAAAUACACCUACUUUUUUUGGUGUUCUCGUUCACUGUGCGGGGAACAAGCGUAAGAAUAUUUACGUGUAUGCGCUUUAUUCUUUGAAAAAAAAAAUUCGUGCGCGGGCGCGAACUCGUCUCUGGAAGUGUGUUCUUUUUUCGGUACGUCGAGUGGAAAUUUCGCAGCUGCGUUGCGAGUGUUUAUUACGUCGCUAUAAAUAAGAUUACUGCUGACGAGAAGGACGAGCGGUAAACGAAUGUAGAUUAAUAAAUGAUUUUACUGGUAAAGAAAAGAAAAGAAAAAAAAUGAUAAAUGGUGGAAAGGCGAACGAUGAUAUAAUGACAAAAGAACCCAAAAGUAUUUGGUUUAGUAUGGCUGUGUUUUAGGGCAGUGGUGUAAAUCUGCAAGUGGAUGUACCUCUUGUUGUAGAUCAGUUUUUUCUUUAAAGUAAUUAACGAAUGAAUACGCUGAAGGCGCGGAGCUUCGAGUGCGAAGGCGUACCAAUGAUGCUAGUCUGGGUUAGUUCGGCAAUUGCUCACUGGCGGCGCGACGAAUCUUAUGGUUUUGCUGUCAGGGUUGGGGGCUGUCACGAGAAAGGCAUAUACAAACGAUAAGGGGGCAUUACGGGAAUAAUGAUUUGAAACAAUUGGGAUAAUCCUGAUCCAAGCUAUUUGAGUAUUACGUUGCUUCAGAAUACCUUUAACUUACUUGUAAUAGCUUUGAUAUUAAUGUUCGGUGCACAAGAAAAGAUACACGAGGGUUGGAAAAUGGUCGAUCGAUAACGUGGCUAAACGACGCCAUGUCGAGUUGCAUUUUGUUUUACGAAAUUAGCGGAAUACGGAACUUGCAUGUGUAGUAAUAGUAUAGCCUUAAAAAUUUAUUUUUUAAAUCAUUCUCGAGGAUAUUAAAUUCUUUUUUUUUACUUGAGUUUCGUUGAACACAAUCUUUUUUUCAUUAUAUGCUUGGUGGGUUUUUGUCAAUGUCUUGCAUCAUUCUUUUAAGAAAUUCCACGGGGGUUAUUAGGAUUGUUCGGGUCUUAAUGUUAAAAAUAAAUAAAUAUCCUGACGAAUGCAUGAAAUAAUAAAUUUAUUGUACAGCGCGAUAGUACGCGAAACUUGUUAAUCAAGGUGGGAUUUUACGUUGCCGAAUUGAAAAAAGCCUGGGUUACGCGUUGUUACGCGAAAGUUCUCGAAGCGAUUUACUCCUGUAACGAGAGGCGAAUGAUACAACGUUAUAAUUAUAUGAUUCGUUUCUUUGGUUUUUUUUUAUAUUAUCGAACAUAUUAAUAUAGAUCGAAAUUAUGGUCUAUGUUACAAAGUAACGUUGAAUUUUAUUAUUAAUGAAUUAUUCGAUAAAUAUCGCAGACAAAGCUAUGGAAUAUAAUAAUUAUCAUUACGAUUAUUACUGAGAUACCGAAUAUAGAAAUACUACUUUUUAUCAUAAAUUUUCGUAAAUAGUGAUUUAAUUAUCUAAUUAAAGAUUAAUGAGAUGCAAAUGUGAACGUUUAUCCUCAAAACGAUUUCCCAUCAUGAAUUCAUGGUCGCACAUCAUAACCUCAAAAUCAUGAUCUCGAGCACUGUCAUUCUCAUUAACACCCCUUUCACUGCAUUGGUUAUGAUAAAUGUUUUUCGAUAACGAUGUGUCUGUUCCUUUAAUUAUAUUUUGUAAUCAUUUUUAAUCACUUUUCUUGUAUCGUUUUCACAAGUAAAGAUAUUUAUACUUCA